AUGCAUGUUGAUACGGAGGGGAAAGUUCCAGUUUCACAAAAAGGCAGAACCCUGUUAGUGGAAAAGAGUGUACAGCUAGAAAAUAAAUAUGGAGAAAAACUCGUAGGAAUAUUACACGAGAGUCAUUCCAAGGAACUUGUUAUCUUAUGUCAUGGAUUUAGAUCAUCAAAAGAAAGUAGAACGUUAUUAAAGCUUGCUGAUGCUUUUAAAGAGGAAGAAAUUGCCGUCUUUCGCUUUGAUUUCUCAGGCAAUGGAGAAAGUGGGGGAUCAUUUCAAUUUGGCAACUAUUGGAAAGAAGUUGAUGACCUACGUGCAGUUAUCUUGCAUUUUUCAAGUCAAGGGUGGAAAAUAAAUGCCAUCAUAGGCCACAGCAAAGGAGGGAAUGUCGUCCUACUCUAUGCAUCUUCAUAUCAUGAUGUUCCUAUGGUUGUCAAUAUAUCUGGGCGUUUUUAUCUGGGAAAAGGAAUUGAAGAACGGCUUGGCGCAGAUUUUAGUGAAAGGAUUAAAAAAGACGGAUUCAUUGACGUCAGAGACGAAUCUGGUGGGCAUUUGUAUCGUGUAACUGAGGAAAGUCUGAUGGAUCGCUUGUCAACUGAUAUGCAUUCGUCAUGCACAUUGAUCGACAGUAACUGCAGAGUUUUGACAGUCCAUGGAUCGAAAGAUGAGAUAGUGCCAGUUGAGAAUGCGACCGGAUUUGCAAAUGUUAUUCCCAAUCAUGAACUCCGAAUUUUGGAUGGUGCUAACCAUCGAUACUCAGGGCAUUUUUCUGAGUUAUCUUCAUGUAUUUUGGAGUUUAUUAGAGAAUGA
Spirodela intermedia is the source of this 807-nucleotide messenger RNA. Lineage: Eukaryota; Viridiplantae; Streptophyta; Magnoliopsida; Alismatales; Araceae. The record is from the annotation of a GenBank genome assembly.